Messenger RNA from Labeo rohita (rohu), 2664 nucleotides. RefSeq names its product C9orf72-SMCR8 complex subunit (gene c9orf72). Lineage: Eukaryota; Metazoa; Chordata; Actinopteri; Cypriniformes; Cyprinidae. The record is from RefSeq and is a predicted model, not a curated record. The coding region runs from base 247 to 1635 and encodes 462 amino acids. Gene Ontology annotation, molecular function: guanyl-nucleotide exchange factor activity. Gene Ontology annotation, cellular component: endosome; autophagosome. Gene Ontology annotation, biological process: endocytosis; autophagy. The transcript has 10 exons.
ACUCCGUCAGCCGCCAGAGGGCGCUACUGCGCCCUGUGCUCCAGCAGCACGCUUCUUCGCAGCCUUCAGCCUAAUGACAGCAGGAAACCAGGAAAAGCGGUGACGAAUGUGUUGUUGUUUUGAGCCAUAACAGAUUGCAUGGGUGCAGUGCAGCAGCAGAGGGAUGUUGCAAUCUGUUUGUCACCACUGACUUCUGCAUUGUGAGACUGACAAUAGAGUUACUGUAGGUCUGCGUGAGUGGCCGUCAUGUCUGCAGCCGGUCCCCCACAGUCUCCUGGUGUGGCGAAGACUGAAGUGCUGGUUGAGGACUGGUGUCCCGUGCUAGCUGCAACCUUCGCUUACUGGGACAACAUCCUGGGACCUCGUGUACAGCACAUUUGGGCCCCCAAAGGUCAGGGGCUGUCGCUCCUCAGUGAUGGAGAGGUCACGUUUCUGGCCAAUCACACGCUGAACGGCGAGAUUUUGAGAAGUGCGGAGAGUGGCGCAGUGGACGUGAAGUUCUUCGUCUUGGCAGAAAAGGGAGUCAUCAUAGUCUCGCUGAUUUUUGACGGAGAACUCAAGGGUGAUAAGAACACUUGCGCGCUGUCAAUCAUCCUGCCGCAGUCAGAGCUAAGCUUUUACCUGCCACUGCACAGCGUGUGUGUGGAGAGACUCAAACACAUCAUUCGCAAGGGACGCAUCUGCAUGCAGAAGGGUUACAACAUAAUCUAUGUGUUGUCAUCUGAGAUUGUUCCCAUAAUGGAGCUUCUUACUUCUAUGAAGAAACACAGUGUGCCAGAGGAAGUGGAUCUAAAGGACACUGUGCUCAAUGAUGAUGAUAUUGGAGACAGCUGUCAUGAAGACUUUUUACACAAGGCUAUCAGCUCUCAUCUUCAGACUUGCGGCUGUUCAAUGGUGGUUGGCAGCAAUCCUGAGAAAGUCAAUAAGAUCGUGCUCACGCUGUGCCUCUUCCUCACUCCUGCUGAGAGAAAGUGCUCUCGACUGUGUCACCCCGACGGCUCUUUUAAAUAUGACACCGGCCUGUUUGUUCAAGGCCUCCUUAAGGACUCCACAGGCAGCUUUGUGUUGCCCUACCGACAGGUACUCUACUCCCCGUACCCCACCACCCACAUUGACGUGGAUAUUAACACGGUGAAGCAGAUGCCACCCUGCCACGAGCACACGUAUCAUCAGCGGCGCUACAUGCGAGCUGAGCUCAGUGCCCUCUGGAAGGCCGCCAGCGAGGAUGACAUCAGUUCUGACAACCUCAUCAAUGCCCAGGACUCUUUCACCCCAGACUUGAAUAUAUUUCAGGACGUGAUGCACAAAGACACACUUGUGAAGUCCUUCAUAGAUGAGGUGUUUCUUUUGAAACCAGGUCUGUCUCUGCGGAGUGUGUAUUUGUCCCACUUCCUUCUCCUGCUGCACAGGAAGGCCCUGACACUGCUCAGAUAUAUUGAGGAUGAGACGCAGAAGGGCAAAAAACCUUUCAGAUCUCUACGCAACCUGAAAACCGAUUUGGACUUAAUGGUGGAGGGUGACUUGAAUAUCAUUAUGGCGAUGGCGGAGAAGCUGCGGGCAGGCCUUCACUCCUUUGUUUUUGGGAAGUCUUUCCUUACCAGUGUGCAGGAACGUGACCUCCUCAUUAACUUCUGACCUGUGAACCAUGUGGUCAUCACACCACACAACACUUUGGCCACUCUUGCAUCCUUAUGUUUAUUUUAGUAUAUUUAUAUGUGCUUUUUGUUUACAGCCUUCUGAAACUGCUGCUGAAAAGAAUUCUUUAAAAGAAUGCUAAUUGGCUUAGUGAUGCUGAUAAAUUCAUAUUUGUGUGUAGAAGGUUUGGUGUUCAUGAGAUUCUUGAAUGGCCGUAUGAGAAUGGUUAGAUCUUACACUUAAUAGCUUUUUGGUUUACAGCUAACUAACAUAACAUUUGCCUUCAUUCAUAGCAUUAGAGACGUGUUACAUGGCAAGGAACAAAGUUUAAUAGGUUUAUCUUCUAUGGACAUGACUUUUCUCUCGUUUAAAUUGGAACGCCAUGAAGUAAUUUACAGUACGGUUUAAUUAAUCUAACCUUUACUCUGUAAUAACAUUCCCUGACCUUUUAUCUAUGAUUGUCUGUAGACUUUACAGAUGACAGAUCUUUUAUUUUGCAGAACCCCAUUUACUGGGAGACUUUUCUUUGUUUCUUCAGUUGACACUAACAAACGUAACUAACGGUUAAUUAAAUGGCUCACACUUUUUUUUUACAUCUAGCUUGGGGCAUGAAUAUAGGAAACCUAGUGGAAAUGUGGGAAGCGAAGUGCAGCUUAAAUCAUAAGGCCAAAUCUCUGGUGUACAAUGUGCAAGGAAGUCAGCAAAUAACAGGAAGGGCCCCAUAGACAUCUUGCUUUGAUUUUAAACUGUUCUUCCAUAAAACAUUACAUUACUCCACUGUUAUGUAUGUUAUGUAUUAAACAGACAUUGCAUGAAUGCUGACAUAAUAUUUUGGACUAUUUAUGAAAUCAUAAUCUGAAGUUUAUUUUUAACUGUGACGGAUAUUGGUACAUUUCAAGUUGUAAAUGUGUUAAUAAAGUGUGCCUUUUGUUUGUGAAAUGUGACUUAUUUGAUUAUACUGUACCUGUCAAAAUCCUUUUCUUGUUUACUGGUCAUAAGUAGCAUGUGUAUAUUUGUAGCAAUAGCCAA